CAGUAUGAAGAGGGUAAGAAACGAAGAAAGCCUAACUACAGUAGUGUGGAUCUGUCUGAGGUCGAGUGGGAAGACAGAGAUGAUGUGCUCCGAAAUGCAAUGGUGAAUCGGAAAACUGGUAAAUUCUCUAUGGAAGUGAAGAAGACAGUGGACAAAGGGAAGCGGGUAUUGGUGAUGACAAAUGACUACUAUUAUACAGACAUCAAGGGGACUCCAUUCAGUUUAGGUGUGGCUCUCUCUAGAGGACAUGGAAAAUAUUUCUUCAGAGGGAAUGUAACUGUAGAAGAAGGUUUACAUGAUUUAGAACACCCUGAUGUAUCUUUAGCAGAUGAAUGGUCCUACUGCAACACUGACUUACAUCCUCAACACCGUCAAAUGACUCAGUUAGAAGCAAUUAAACGCUACCUCACAGGAAAAGAGCCUUUGCUCCAAUGUGAUAAAGAAUUGAUCCAGGAAGUUCUGUUUGAUGCAGUCGUGAGUGCACCAAUUGAAGCUUAUUGGACCAGUCUAGCUUUGAAUAAAUCAGAAAACUCUGACAAGGGAGUGGAAGUUGCCUUCCUUGGAACUCGGACUGGACUAUCUCGCAUCAACCUGUUUGUGGGGCCGGAACAGCUUACUAAUCAAGACUUCCUGACAGCUGAAGAUAAGGAGAACAUUUUUAAUGCUGAUCAUUUUCCACUCUGGUACAGAAGAGCUGCUGAGCAAAUACCUGGGAGCUUUGUCUAUUCCAUCCCAUUCAGCACAGAAACCUCAAACAAGAGCAAUGUAGUGACAGCCAGUACUGCUAUUCAGCUUCUGGAUGAUAGGAAAUCUCCAGUAGUUGCAGCUGUAGGUAUCCAGAUGAAACUUGAAUUCUUCCAACGGAAAUUUUGGACUGCAAGCAGACAGUGUGCCUCUCUUGAUGGGAGAUGUGCUAUAAGUUGUGAUGAUGAAACAAUCAACUGUUACUUAAUAGAUAACAAUGGAUUUAUUUUAGUGUCUGAAGACUAUAGCCAGACUGGUUACUUUUUUGGGGAAGUUGAAGGAGCUGUGAUGAACAAGUUACUAACAAUGGGCUCCUUUAAGAGAAUUACACUUUAUGACUACCAGGCCAUGUGUAGAACAAACAAAGAGAGUAGCGACAGUGCCCAUAGCUUACUGGACCCUUAUAAUGCCUUCUUUGCUGCAGUAAAGUGGAUUAUGACUGAACUUGUCUUGUUCCUUGUGGAAUUUAAUCUAUGCAGUUGGUGGCACUCUGAUCUAACAGCAAAAGCGCAGAGGUUGAAACAAACCCUAGAGCCCUGUGAUACUGAAUAUCCAGCUUUUGUUUCUGAGCGCACUAUAAAGGAGACCACGGGGAAUAUUGCUUGCGAUGACUGUUUCAAGUCUUUUGUUAUCCAGCAAAUCCCAAGCAGCAACCUCUUCAUGGUGGUAGUAGAUAACGAAUGCUUCUGUGAUUCUGUACCACCAAUUACCAUGGCACCUAUAGAAAUAAGGUAUAAUGAAUCCCUUAAAUGUGAACGUUUAAAAUCUCAGAAGAUAAGAAGACGCCCAGAAUCUUGUCAUGGAUUUCACCCUGAAGAAAAUGCAAGAGAAUGUGGUGGUGUCUCAGGCCUUAGUGCUAAGCCUACUCUUGUUCUUCUUCCUCUGCUAUUGACAAUUUUCUCAAGGUGACAUUGACUGAUGUGUUCAAUUGGCAUGCUAAUAUAUGGAUAAACUGUGAACUGGGAAAUGGUGCAACAUAGAGGACAUGAAAUAUAGUCAGAGCAUCAGCAUUUCAUGAUUUUAAACUGUUGGUGAUAUAAAUUCUUAAAGAUAUGUUGAAAAAAAGAUUUAUCUUUUUACUUUGCAAGUCAUGCAGAUGUGAAUUUGGCAUAUGGUAGUCAUGAUUCAUCAAAAAAGGACUUGGUAGAUAGAGGUGACCAUUGCUUUGUCCCAUUGAAAACAAUUUAAAACUGUGUACUUUUUUCAAUAAAGUAUAUUAAAAUCACAA
Molecule: messenger RNA, 1972 nt
Organism: Acanthisitta chloris (rifleman)
Lineage: Eukaryota; Metazoa; Chordata; Aves; Passeriformes; Acanthisittidae
Product: voltage-dependent calcium channel subunit alpha-2/delta-3
Exons: 21
Coding region: 100-1653 (517 amino acids)
Cellular component (GO): voltage-gated calcium channel complex
Molecular function (GO): voltage-gated calcium channel activity
Source: RefSeq, a predicted model, not a curated record